AUGGCAAGAUCUGGAGGCGAUUUUCAAGACCUGUAUCAGCAAAUUUUGCGACAGAAUAAGGAGAUGGCGGAGCAAAACGCUCGGAUGAUGCAGAUUAUGGAACGUUUCGGCAUUCAAGAAAACGCUUCAACGCGGUCAUCGAGCAGUCCGGAAUUCAUCAUCGAAUCUCUGGCAUCCAACAUCCGGGAAUUCGUCUAUGAUCCAGAAAACGGUCUCGUUUUCGACCGGUGGUACCGGAAGUACGAAGAUCUCUUCCUCAAGGACGGGGCGAAGUUGGACGAUGCAGCAAAAGUCCGGUUGCUACUAAGAAGCCUUAGUGUGACUGUGCAUGAUAAGUAUGUCAACUUCGUGCUUCCAAAGCACCCCCGUGAAUUUUCAUUCGAAGAAACGGUGAACAAAUUGAAAGAGCUGUUCAGCGUUCGCGUCUCACUGUUUAGCAAACGGUACCUGUGUUUUCAACUGAGCAAAAACGACGCUGACGAUUUUGUAACGUACGCAGGUAUAACCAACAAAUACUGUGAAGAUUUCGAGCUGAACAAGAUUACGGCCGAUCAGUUCAAAAGCCUGAUUUUUAUUUGCGGGUUACGCUCUCCAAAGGAUGUCGACAUUCGGACAAGACUUCUAUCCAAGUUGGAAAACAAUGCAGAAGGGGAGUGUAAUCUUGAAUCACUCAUCGCAGAAUGCCAACGUCUUCAAAACCUGAAACAUGAUGUAGCUAUCGUGGAACAGAAGAAACCGAUAAGUUCAAUUUGUUCAGUCAAGCAAAACAAACCACCAUCGAUUAAAUCACGUUCAAAGGAAAGCAUGAAGUCAAAGACUGAAGGUCCUAAAACACCCUGUUGGCAGUGUGGCGGAAUGCAUUACGUCCGAGACUGCACAUACACGAAGCAUGUCUGUCGGAACUGUAAGCAAACUGGACACAAAGAGGGUUAUUGUGGCUGUUAUACGACGAAAGCGGCGUCAAAGGGGAAGAAAGUAAAUGGUAUUUACUCUAUAAACCAAGUUAGCUAUCCUUCGAGACGAAAGUUCCUGACAAUCGACAUCGAUGGAUCUUCAAUCACGCUACAGUUGGACACUGCUUCCGACAUUUCAAUCAUCUCACAGAAGCAGUGGAAGAAAAUGGGUUCACCUUUACUGACUCCUACUACUCAAACUGCUAGGACAGCGUCAGGUAAGCCGUUUCGUCUACUUGGUGAACUCCGAUGCACAGUUACUCUUGGAGAUAUCACCAAAACUGCAGUUUUAUAUGUGACGACCAGUUGCAUAAAUUUGUUCGGGCUGGAUUGGAUCGAGUUGUUCGGAUUAUGGGACACCGCACUAUCUGCAAUUUGUAACCAAGUUUAUGCUGGUGCUCAUCAAGCUAAUUACAUAGAACAGUACAAAGCCAAGUUUCCAGAUGUGUUUAAGCCUAGCCUUGGACACUGUAAGAAGAUGAAGGUUCACCUAUAUCUCAAGCCAGAUGCCAGACCUGUCUUCAAACCAAAGCGUCCAGUUCCAUUUACAUCCAUAGAGAAGAUUGAUGCUGAAUUGGAUCGUUUGCAAGAAUUGGGUAUCAUUACGCCAGUGGAUUUUUCGCAAUGGGCUGCACCAAUCGUAGCAGUUAAAAAGCCAGGAGGAAAAGUGCGCAUUUGUGCGGAUUACUCAACUGGACUUAAUGCUGUUUUGGAACCCAAUCAUUAUCCGUUACCAGUACCAGAUGAUAUAUUCAGCAAGCUUAACGGAUGCCGGUAUUUUAGCAUUAUCGACCUGAGCGAUGCUUAUCUUCAGGUUGAAGUUGACGACGACUCGAAGCAGCUACUAACGAUUAACACGCAUCGAGGACUCUUCCGGUUUAAUCGACUUGCGCCGGGCGUAAAAUCUGCCCCCGGAGCUUUCCAGCAAUUGAUGAACAGCAUGGUUGCUGGACUUAAAGGAGUGGACUCGUUCUUGGACGACAUUUUGGUGUAUAGCAGAACUGAAAAGGAGCAUCACGAAUUUCUUCACGCUCUGUUUCAACGUCUCCAGUCAUACGGUUUCAUUUUGAAGGAAGAAAAGUGCAAACUUCUUCAGCCGCAGAUCAAAUACCUUGGACAUAUUGUAGAUGCCAAAGGACUCCGUCCUGAUCCGGUCAAGAUUGAAUCUAUCAUCAAAAUGCCGCCUCCGCAUGACAUUACAAGUCUACGUUCAUUUCUUGGUGCGGUAAAUUUUUAUGCAAAAUUUGUCCAGGAAAUGCAUCAGUUGCGACGGCCACUUGACGCGCUGCUCAAGAAAGACACCAAAUUUAAUUGGAAUAGUGAGUGCCAACAAUCAUUCCAGCGGUUCAAAGAGGUUCUUCAGUCGGAUUUAUUGCUUACGCAUUAUGAUCCUGCUCUACCCAUCAUCGUUGAUGCCGAUGCAUCGCAGUCUGGAAUUGGCGCAUGUCUGAUGCAUCAGUUUCCCGAUGGUACUCUGAAAGCUGUUGCACACGCGUCUCGCUCUCUCACUUCCGCAGAGGCAAAUUAUGGUCAGAUCGAAAAGGAAGGUCUUGCAUUGGUGUUUUCCGUAACGAAAUUCCAUCGCAUGCUGCUAGGUCGCAAGUUCACGCUCCAGACAGAUCACCAGCCACUAUUGCGAAUUUUUGGACUGAAGAAAGGAAUUCCUGUUCACACGGCAAACCGGCUUCAACGUUGGGCACUGACACUCAUGUGCUAUAAUUUCGAUAUUGAAUACGUAUCCACAACUCAAUUCGGAUAUGUCGACGUACUAUCUCGAUUGAUCGACAGCAACGUCAAACCAGAUGAGGAUUUUAUCAUUGCUUCUAUACAAACGGAGGACGACGUUGAGGUGCCACUUCAAGAAGCCAUCAGCACACUACCGGUAACAUUCAAAUCGGUGCGUAGUGCUACUCUCCAGUGCCAAGUACUCCAGCAAGUGGUGCAGCAUAUACAUCUUGGAUGGCCUUCUAAGCUCGACAGCAUUGUCAACGCUGCAGUACGACCGUUUUUCGUUCAUCGAGAUGCAUUGUCGGUUGUAAAGGAUUGUGUUAUGAUGUCUAACCGUUUAGUAGUUCCAGAAAAUUUACGUAAGCGAAUUAUGAAGCAACUUCAUCGAGGACAUCCGGGGAUGGAGAGGAUGAAAGCUGUUGCACGUAGCCAUGUGUACUGGCCAGGAAUCGAUGAUAAUAUUGCUGACUUCGUAAAAAGGUGUGAUAAUUGCAUUACUCAUUCGAAGACGCCAACAAAAGUGCCACUGCAAUCAUGGCCACUUGCGCAAUCUCCAUGGGAACGUAUCCACAUUGACUUCGCUGGCCCAAUAAACGGAUUACACUUUCUAGUGGUUGUGGACGCCUUUUCAAAAUGGCCAGAAAUACGCAUCGUACGAUCCCCAACAACGGCUGCAGUAACUGAGUUUCUGAGUGAAUUAUUUGCACGGUUUGGCAUUCCAAAUGUUAUAGUUUCCGACAAUGGUACACAGUUCACAUCGGAACAGUUUGCGAUACUAUGCAAGAAGAAUGGUAUUCAGCAUUUUCGAAUUUCGCCUUAUCACCCGCAGUCAAACGGACAAGCCGAAAAAUUCGUAGACACCUUGAAGAGGUCAUUGCGUAAAAUCAACGAAGGGGAAGCUAUCUGUGAAACGCUCCAGACAUUCCUCCAAGUAUAUAGGACUACACCUAGUCGUGUUCUUAAUGGCAAGACACCGUCACAGCAGAUGCUUGGUCGUAACAUGAAGACAAUCCUUGAUCUUCUACAUUACAAUCAACCGAAACCGGUAGUUUUGAACUACAGUCAGAACGAGCAAUUCAAUCUGAAGCACGGCGCACUUCCACGUGAUUUCAAAAGUGGAGACAAGGUCUACGCUAAAGUCUACAGCAGCAAUAAUAAAUGGCAAUGGGUUUCCGGCGUUAUCAUUGAAAACAUCGGACGUGUCAACCACAAUGUGCUGCUUGACGAGUAUCACGGACGCAAGAAGCUUAUUAGGUCGCAUACCAACCAACUUAAGCAUCGUUGUAAUGAGACAACAGCUGACGCUAAAAGUUCGAUGUCCCUAGGUAUUCUGGUAGAUAUGUUCGGCCUAAACAAUUCAACCAGCGGUAGCGUACCGCAUUCCACGAGACGUUCAUUCCAGAUCGAGGAGGAAAUAGUUCCCGUUGCGUCAACUUCCGAAUGUCAAGCCGAGGUUCAACAACAGCCUGAGGUAGCGGUAGAAGGACCGAGUGACCUGUAUACAACCUCAAGUCCACAGACCAUCGCAGUAUCGGAUUUAGACGUCGGUUCCAGUCAAAACUCGAAAGCGAACAGCUUACAGAUGAUUCCAUUACUGAGUCUCCACCUGUUCGACCCCAGAGAACAAUCAGGAUGCCGUCUAGACUUGAGCCUUACCUGUUCUGGAAAUAAGAAGGGUGGAAAUGUUACCUUGUUGUUUAAUUUGCAAAACUUCGUUUCACAAGAUUGCAGUAGACCGAGUACCCAAAUGAAGAAUAGAUUUUCAUCAUUCAUAUUUUAG
This is a messenger RNA of Sabethes cyaneus, 4461 nucleotides long. RefSeq lists its product as uncharacterized. The transcript has a single exon. Gene Ontology annotation, molecular function: nucleic acid binding. Lineage: Eukaryota; Metazoa; Arthropoda; Insecta; Diptera; Culicidae. The record is from RefSeq and is a predicted model, not a curated record. Bases 1 to 4461 code for a protein of 1486 amino acids. Gene Ontology annotation, biological process: DNA integration.